AUGUCGCUUUCAACAUCUUUGAAAGCCCAUGCUACACCAAAAACGGAAUCCACAAUAACUGUGACCUCGGCAUCAAAACCUAAUUUAAUGCCAAGAGCUAGCACGACAUCAAAAAACCGAGCAUCGGUAACGCCAAAAAUGAGUCGACCACAUAAACGAAAAACAAAUGAAAAUCUUUCUUCAUCAAUAUCAAAAAAUUUUAAUGCUAGAGAAGAAAGGCAACGUCUACUCAAAAUCAUCCCAAACUUAGUUGCAGAGAGAAUUGAAACACAAGUUUUAAGGGCUGUUCAUUCUAAUGAUCCUCAAAAAAUAAUGGCAUUACGUACCUUGUUUCCAUCAAACGAAUAUUUUGAUUAUAAACAAUUUGAAGUUGAAUGUACACGUUGUUCAAAAAAAUUUGAUCGUCAUUAUCAAACAACGUUUGGCGAAUGUUACGUUAAACAUACCGGUAAACAAGUCAUCGUAGAGGAAACAAAUCUCGAUAAAGAGAAUGGUGCCGAUGAUCAACUACAAAUUAUCAAAUGGUCGUGUUGUGGAAAAUUAUGUAUUCUUGGACACGAAAAUGAUGGUGAUCAAUUUUGUUUUCAAGGAUCACAUACAACAGCAGCACCAGGUGAAGAUUACGAUCUAGUACUUAGUGUUGACAAUGAUUUUGGUAUUAGUCGUCCGGUGACUAAAAAAAAGAAAAAAUGA
Didymodactylos carnosus is the source of this 693-nucleotide messenger RNA. The record is from the annotation of a GenBank genome assembly. NCBI's taxonomy places the organism in Eukaryota, Metazoa, Rotifera, Eurotatoria, Philodinida, Philodinidae.